AUGGACGGCCAGCGGGACUACUACAGCAGGCCGCCGGUGGUGAGUGAGUGCUCUCCGCAGACGGCGCGGGUGAGCUCCGCCGCCGUCGCCGCCGCCGCCAUGGCCGUGUCCCGCGUGCCCAGCCCGCCGCCGCCAGAGGUCAACACGCCCGUCGCCGAGAACUGGUGCUACACCCAGGUCAAAGUUGUCAAAUUUAGCUACAUGUGGACAAUAAACAAUUUCAGUUUUUGUCGCGAAGAGAUGGGCGAAGUUCUAAAAUCGUCAACAUUUUCGGCAGGCGCCAAUGACAAAUUGAAAUGGUGUUUACGAGUCAAUCCAAAAGGUUUGGAUGAAGAAAGCAAGGACUACCUCUCCUUAUACUUGCUUCUAGUCUCCUGCAACAAGUCAGAAGUUCGGGCAAAGUUUAAAUUCUCCAUUCUUAACGCCAAACGAGAAGAGACCAAAGCGAUGGAGAGCCAGCGAGCCUACAGAUUCGUCCAAGGCAAGGACUGGGGCUUCAAGAAGUUCAUCCGCAGGGAUUUCCUCCUCGACGAAGCAAACGGUCUUCUCCCGGAUGAUAAACUCACCAUUUUUUGUGAGUAUGCACUGGAGAGGUUAAAAGUUAUGUGUGAAGAAGCCCUCUGUACAAAUCUGUCAAUCGAGAAUGCAGCGGACAUCCUCAUACUGGCAGAUCUCCACAGCGCAGAUCAGCUGAAAGCGCAGGCUAUCGACUUCAUCAACACGCACGCGACGGACGUCAUGGAUACGCAGGGCUGGAAGCAGAUGAUCCUGUCUCACCCGCAUCUGAUCGCAGAAGCAUUCCGAGCACUGGCGACGCAGCAGAUACCGCCCAUCGGACCGCCCCGCAAACGCGUGAAGCAGAGCUGAAGGCAGCCGCCCUCCGGCGCCCCCCGCGGUGGCGACUGCGACCGCGAGCUCCGCCUCUGCCUCUGCCCCCGCCUCCACCGUGGCCGCCUCCGGCGUGGGGUCUCCGCCGCCCCCUGUCCCACCGUCUCCCUGAAAUCUCCUCCGUCACCGUAUGUUGUCAACUGCUUGGCUGGCAGUGUUCAGUUUCCGGACAAACUUGGAACUAUUCUCCUGCACCGUUUGUCGUACCUCCUUUACCUCUGUCAGUUUUUGGUCGGACUUUUUAUUUUUCGUCGUUACGUGCGUACGUAUUGAGGAAAAUGUGUGUCGAGAACCUAGCUUUUCACCCGCUCGGUGCUCGGGUCGGAUGGAAAGCGUGGCCCGAGAGAGAGUUUCUUGGAAAUAAGUUACCCGAAACAUUCACAAAUUCGAUAAGACAUUUUCUUGUACACUUUCGUAUGCAAAACGACAGGAACCUAGAACCUAGAGCCUAGUGUAAGUGGGAAUUCAGAAUUGAGAGAAAUUGCACUCAAUUUGAAGCUCAUUUUUGAUUCACUCAGUGACUUCCAAAUUGUUUUGCGGGAGCGGGUCAUUUGCGAGAAUUGUGAUUUAUUUGCACAUUCUCUUUAGUUGGAAAUUGAAGCCGUUUUGUAUUUCCAAAAACUUCUCUCUCGGAGGAACUUCGCAGACAGAAGAAAAGUCACAUGAAGACUUGUUUGUUUUUGUGGAAAACAAAGUUGCAGAAACUGUACAAAGAUUGAUUUCCUUAAUAAAAUAUUAUUUUUAUUCCACCUCAUUUUAAAGGUAACACUAUAAGAGCAGCCUUUUCACUUUGUUUCUCAUUUAUUAAUGGAGUGAAAAAUCUAGUUAGUUUUAUUUAUAUGAUCUCCCAAAUUCAUUUUAUUAUUUUGUGUGCCUCUGGGCAUGUGCGCUUAUGUAUGUUAAUGUGUGGUUACUAUUGUUAAUUGUAAACUUGUUGUUCCAGUUUCUUUUAAUUUAAGAAAUAGUUUUAAUUUGAACUGGGUUUUCUGUUUUGUUUUUGCCCACUGAGUCUUUGCGGCAUCCUCUGUGAAACUCUUUGAAUUAAUGAGGAAUAGUUAACGGCUGACACUUGACUCCCAGUCCUCUGCACCUCCCCACCCCACCCUCUGCAGUAUUCUUCGCCCCAGAAUAUUCUUUCCUUUUGCUUUGACCUUCAUGUCUCGUGAAUAUUUCCUUUACACACAGAAUCCUGUUCCCUUCCCGUGACUAUCUCUUCUUAUUGAAGUGCACUUUAAGAUCUGCACUUCUUCAAAGAAAAACGAAAAUAAGAUGCAACUUGCAGUAGUAUUUUUAUGAACAAAUUUUAAAUGUAUCUUUCUAAAUCUGUUCUCGGAAUCAGAAAGAUAGCUAACCUAUUUCAAAACGAAAUGUCUGGCUCUUGGGGGUCCGAUGCGUGCAUUUACGUGCAGUGUACAGAUUUGACCCGACUGGGAAGUAAAUGUAAAUGUGAAUGUCGAGCCAGAUACCGUGUUCUCAGUUAAAUUUUUUGGGUACAGUACAGUGGACGAGUCGUGCCCGUAUUUCGAGGAGGAAUUGGUUUUGAUUUGAUCGUGCCAAUGUUUUCAUUUUUUAUACGGUAAUGUUUACAAACCGUGGUUCGUUGUAUUUCAAUUCACCAGGAAUAACUUGGGAAAAAUUGUAAAUGCGUCGGAAACAGUGUUUUCGUGUGUUGUGUAAGAGGACAAAUUAGUGAUAACUGUUUCUUGUACACAAAAUGAAAACUGCUGGUUACGUGAUUUUUAAUCGUUUUACAUCAGUAAAGAUUUUGUGCUGUAAGUUACUGGAUUUCUAAUGUUUGAGAAAAUGUUAAUAUCUUUAGUUUAGGUAGUAUAUCCCUUGAAGCAAAUUAUCACAAUAAUUUUGGAAAACCAUCAAAAGCCUGUAAUUUAAUUUUAUUAUUUGCAUUGAUAUUUGAAGUUAUCAGCUGAUUUAUCUCUGCAGUGCAAUUUAUUAUGAUAUUUCUUGUGUAAACUGACAAAUUGGAGGAAAAAUUGCAAAUAUCUGAGUUCAGAGAAUAAUUGUGUGCGCUUAUGUUAACUUCUGUGGGAACCGCAGUACUGUUAUUGCCAAAUAUUGUAAUCUUAAGGAAAUAUACAUGUCCAUAUAUUCAUUUAUUAUCUUACCAGAUUAGUUGAUGCCCUCAUUGCCAUAUUGAGUUUUCUGUGAUAAAACAUUAGUUUGUUCAUGGUGGAUCAUACUUCAUUAGUGUUCUAAUCACUAAAAAUCAUUAGAAUAUCAUUCUGAUAACAGUAUUUUAUGUUCGUUUGCCCCAGUGUAUACUCCAUUAAUGUACGACUUUGUUCUUGGAACAGCUGUAGAAUGUGAAGCUUCCCGAAUUCACUGUAGGUCGCAUCCACCCUCUCCCGACUUCCUUGUAUCUGGUGUGAAGUACACCUUCCUAAGUAAAGUUGCGAUUCCGACUUUGGACGCGAAUUAAGAUAUAUUGUACUACUGCUAACAGUGGGCAAGCUAGAAACCUCAAAUUCGUGUCUUCCAAAAAAGAGUGGUGGAUGUUUCCUCAGCACGCAGUGUCGAAAUAGAACGACAGAUUAUAAAAUACGUUGUACGUGCAGACAUCCUGUUCUUUUGUUCGAUAAAUUCGGUUGUCACAUAUUCUCUGGGAAGCCUGCUGGCUUUACCUGCAUUUAAGCAGAAUGCUUUCUGAUUUUUGCAGUAAGUGACGACAUUUAUGACGAGUGGUAAAACUCUGCAAUACGUCUGUCCGUAAACUAUUACGGCCGGCACUUCCCGUUUCAAUGUCGGGUGCAGUAAUGACAGUCGUCCGGUUAGCUACUUUUGUGGCAUUUGCAUUUAGGAAACUUCACCGAUCUGUGUAUUGCAUUGUUUUUCAUAGAUUUACUUUGUAAUGUGUACAAAUGUACUCGGGUACUUCAGAUGUUGCUACUGGAUUUGUGUUGAGGUGAACUUCUUGACCCCAUUUCUGUUUGUGCUCCAGUGCUGAUUGCCUUUGUAACCAAAUUUACAUAAUUGUAGCUUCAUUUGUGUAAUUCAUUGGGAAAUAUGAUGCCAACAGCACAUACUUCAUAUGAGUUAAAUUUUCAUUAAGUAUAGAAUAAAUGAAAGUUUUUGGAGAA
Molecule: messenger RNA, 3983 nt
Organism: Schistocerca gregaria
Lineage: Eukaryota; Metazoa; Arthropoda; Insecta; Orthoptera; Acrididae
Gene: rdx
Product: protein roadkill
Biological process (GO): proteasome-mediated ubiquitin-dependent protein catabolic process; regulation of proteolysis
Cellular component (GO): cytoplasm; nucleus
Molecular function (GO): ubiquitin protein ligase binding
Source: RefSeq, a predicted model, not a curated record